Molecule: messenger RNA, 822 nt
Organism: Prunus armeniaca (apricot)
Lineage: Eukaryota; Viridiplantae; Streptophyta; Magnoliopsida; Rosales; Rosaceae
Source: the annotation of a GenBank genome assembly
AUGUUCUUCCGGCACUGUACUAAAAGGUCAGCAGCUCAGUGGCAGCUGGUGAUCAGAAGGGCCUAUCCUUGGUUCCAGCCUGGAUACCGGCUAUUUGAGAAGGAGCCAGACGAGGAGGCAGCCAGAACUAACUUCAGGAAGAAGUUCCUGAGCGUUACCUUGCCGAGAAAUCUGCCUCAUGGAGGAGGGAAACCCCCAAACUAUCAUUUGGGGGUAGAAGUAUAUCAUCCUAACUUCUGUGCAAGAAGCUGCAAUUGGGCCUCUUCCUGGAGAGAUGCAGAUGAUCUGGAGGUGCACAAGGAUGCUAGGUGCGCGGUGAACAAGAUCAACAACAGUGCAGAUGCCCUUUAUCCGUCGUGGGAGCCCAAUUCCUGCAGUUCUGCCGAUUUUGACGCCUGGUGGAAGACUCGAUUUCGAAAUCUACCUGCUUCUAGCACUGCACUGGCAAUGAUUUUUGAUGGUUGGAAUGGCUGGGCCGUUCGUUCAGGAGAGAAGACUCAUAAGUUUUUGGUGCAGACCGUAAAGGACAUCAAUGCCCAAGUUCUGGAAGUUACUUAUGUUAUCACUGCUGGAGACAUGGAGCUUCCUUCUGGAGAAGAAGAAGAAGAAGAUCAAGCAAAACAGACUCCCGUUGAGGCCGCUCCUUCUGUCAGAAGGAAAAGAAAGGAAACUGCUCAACCUGCGACUUCAGCUGAAGGUCCUUCUCCUCCUCCUACUAAGUCAAAAAGGCUUAGAAAGAGGACGGUGGUGGAAUAUGUGGCCACAGAAGGAACUGCAACAGCUCCUACCGCCACUUCUGACACGGAUGAAGAGCUGAGAUAG